Lotus japonicus is the source of this 1071-nucleotide messenger RNA. RefSeq lists its product as uncharacterized. The transcript has 3 exons. Lineage: Eukaryota; Viridiplantae; Streptophyta; Magnoliopsida; Fabales; Fabaceae. The coding region runs from base 1 to 1071 and encodes 356 amino acids. The record is from RefSeq and is a predicted model, not a curated record.
AUGGACAAUGUGUCCUUCCACUCUGCAGAAUUUGCUCAGAGGUGUAAAUUUGUAUUUCAAAGGAGGAUUGAUGUUGAAAGAAAGUUGAGUGAAGAGGUCUUGAGUUAUAAGGAGAUCCUUGAUCUUCUUGAACAUGCUGGCUUGAUGAAGACUGUCAAAGGGUUGAGUAAGUGUUUUAUUCAGUUGAUUAGGGAGUUCAUUGUGAACAUUACCUCUGAUUGUGAUAAUGAGGACAGUGUUGAGUACAAAAAGGUGUUUGUGAGGGGGAAGUGUGUAGACUUUUCUCCUGAAGUAAUUAAUAACUAUUUGGGCAAAAGCCCUGAUGCGGUGGCUGAGAGGGAGCCUGAUUUGGACAGGGUUGCUAACACCCUAACUGGAAGAUUGAUCAAGAAGUGGCCAAAGAAAGGGUUGUUACCCUCUGGAAAGUUGACUGCUAAGUAUGAUGUAUUGUACAAAAUAGGCACUGCAAAUUGGAUGGCUACCCAACAUAUGUCUGGAGUGACUCCUCCAUUGGCCAGAAUGCUCUAUUUGAUUGGAACAAGAGGUGAUUUUGAUUUUGGAAAUCUUGUCUAUGAGCAAACUCUCAAGCAUGCUGGAUCUUUUGCUGUGAAGCUGCCUAUUCUGUUUCCUUGUCUCUUGUCUGGGCUGAUUGUGCAUCAACAUCCUAACAUUGUGAAGGUUGAUGAACCUCUAGGUAAGAAACCUCUGCCUCUCAAGUUUGAUUACCGCUUGUUUGCAGGGACACAUGUUCCAGACAUUAUGUUGUCUGCUGCAAAAGGGACUUCUAGUGCCAGUGGCACUAAGGUACUUGGGUCGAGCAAGGAGGAUAUUGUGGCUGAGUUACAAAAGAUUUCCAAGAUCUUGCAAGACACAUUUAGACAUGCAAGCCCAGUAGGCUCUAUGACUUUUACUUCUCUAUGGUCUGUAAUAAUUCAUACUCUGUACACACUGGCUGUCUCCAAUGGAAGUCUAUGUAUGUGUUUUCUGCGAUUGGUUGUGUACAUAGCUGCUGAUAAUGGCUAUGAUGGUGGUUUGAGUGUAAGCUACCUUGAUAUAUUCUGUUUGCUCUGA